Molecule: messenger RNA, 1374 nt
Organism: Triticum urartu
Lineage: Eukaryota; Viridiplantae; Streptophyta; Magnoliopsida; Poales; Poaceae
Source: RefSeq, a predicted model, not a curated record
AUGUCAAGCGUCAAAGGAUGGCCGCGGUCGGGUGGGCCGGAGAAGAACUUGACGGGAAGGGUGGAGGCGGCGCUCUCGCCGGAGACAGUGAGAUGGGAGUGGAGGGGCGGAACGCGGAGGGGGGAAAGCGGCCGUGCGGACAAUGGAAUGGAGGACGACCAGAGCAGGCUUGACCUGGAGUGUGCGGGCGGAGACUCACUGGAGAAAGAUAGCACACCACAGCACGUGGGUGCCGACAAUGGCGAAUGCCACGCACUGUUUGGCCACAAAGUGUUGCACAAUAUAUCUUUUUCACUUCUCAAGUCCAUCACAAGGAAUUUCUCUGAAGCUCAGGAAGUCGGCAGGGGCGGGUUCGGGGUGGUCUACAAGGGAGUGCUUCCAAGUGGUCGCACCAUCGCCGUGAAGCAGCUCUUCGAAAGGUACGAGAUCCUGGACAAGACUUUCGAUAGCGAGAUCGACUGUAUUGCAGGUCUCAAGCACAAGAAUACGGUGCGAUUUCUCGGGUACUCCUCUGAGACGCAGCGUGUACGAAGACUGUGCGACGGGAAGCUUCAGUGGGUACGCAGCCGGCAGAGGCUGCUCUGCUUUGAGUACCUGCCCAAAGGGUGUCUUGCUCCCUAUCUCUCCGAUGCAUCUUGCGGACUUCAUUGGACCACACGUUAUCAAAUAAUCAAGGGGAUCUGUGAGGGUGUACAUUAUCUUCACCAGCACCGUAUUAUUCACAGGGACUUCAAACCUCAGAAUGUACUAUUGGAUGAUAACAUGGUUCCCAAAAUUGCGGAUUUCGGUCUAUCGCGACACUUAAAUGAAAGCCAGAGUCGGGAUAUUACUGAAAACAAGUUUGGGACAAUGGGAUAUAUGGCACCAGAAUUCUUCAAUAAUGGAGAAAUCACAUUCAAGACAGACGUAUAUAGUCUGGGUGUUAUAAUCAUGGAGAUACUUAUGGGACAUAAGGAGUGCUCCAAUGUUAAGGAGAUAGUUGAAAGUUGGACGAACAAAUUCAGGACAUCAGAUAGCCAUACAACCUUGGAAGAAGUAAAAGUAUGUGCUGAGAUAGGGAUAAAAUGCAGGAACUAUGACCCCCGGAACAGGCCUGCUACAUGGUCUAUCAUCCGUGGAAUACUGGAUGAAGCGGAAAUUUCGAACUGGUCUGUUACAAGUGAUGUAGCUACCUCUACAGAAGGGCAGAUAAGACUUGCCUCCAAGCGGUUGGAUGAGCUGAAGUUGAUGGAUGAUUCUGCUACACCAUCCCAACAGCAACCAUCAACGCUGGAAGUGGAGCAGGAGGGUGGCAAAGUGAGCCAAGAGAGGAAGAGGAAGGCAUCAACCGUGAGUGUCGUGACUGGGCUGAUGAGUACCCUCAGUGGCAAGCUU